CUCUUUCCUCUUUGUUACCGUGUGCUGUUUUCUUCUCGCACUCUCCUUUCUCCCGUUAUCUCUCGUCUCGAUCCCUUCCAGUUUCCUCUCCUUCUUCCUCUUGUUCUUCCUCUUCUUUGCCGUCGUGUGGCGCGGGUGACUCAGCGCGCAGGCGCGCGCGCGACAGGCGACCCUGUGGCGGCCUUCAGCACCGCGAGUCGCAGGAAGUUCUCUCGGCGUUUCGAGAGAACUCCCGACAGUCGUCCGUUCAUUCCCUCCUCGCCCUGAUGGCCACAGACGUUCACAAACUCUCCGACGUGCAGAUCGCUGCCUGCAUGCAGGCGGUGGCAGCCUGCUACGUCUCCAGUCUUCGGCGCGCGCAAGGACGACUCAGAGAGAGACACCUGGAGGGAUGUCGGGAGCUCGAGAGAGAGGUCGCGGGGAAGGAGAGAGCAGUGAGGAAGGAGCAGCGAUGCGCGACUGACGGAGAGGCACUAAGGCGCCACACCUUCUGGCACCGAUGUGUGGGGAAGAUCCUGAAAGGGGACUUGAUUCUCAAAACCAGACUCUGCUUGCUUGCCGACAUCCUCGACUCACUCAACAAAGUAAAUCUCACGCUCUUCCAGCCUCUCCCGCUACUUCGCUCACCCUCCCCCCACUCCUCUUCCUACCUUUCUUCCUCUUCUUCCUCUUCUUCCUCUUCUGUCUCUCGCUCCUCGCCUUUUUCUGUCGCGUCCUCUUCUCUCUCUGCGACUGGGUGGCCGUCGGCAGGCUCCGAGUUCAGCUCAGGUCUGACCCCCGUCUGGAUGGUGCACCGGUUCUACUUCCGGCUGUUGGAGAGACUCGAGCAAGAACUGCAAGCAGAAGAAAGACACAAGGGAGAAAGGAAGGAAGAAGCAAAAGGAGAAGAACGAACGGAGGAAAAAGAGGAAGACAGAUUCGAAAGGAAUGGCGAAUCGACUAAAGAAAUGCAGGCACAAGAGAACGAGCAGAAGGAUCCGAAGGGAGGGGACUGGGGUUUGCGGCUUGGGAGCAGACGAGAGCGACAUGCGUCAUGCACAGAGUUUUCUUGCCUCCCCGUAAACUCAGACGGAGACGCGAGGGAGACGCAGAACGGCCAAAAACGUAGGAAAGACACGCGCAGCCUCCUCAGGAUUGUUCAGGCGCUCGCGUCGCGACAGAGACAAACAAUGACUGAGCUUGAGACCCUGCUGGAGCGGCAGGAAGUCGAGAGAGGAGAGCGCUCAAGAAGCGAAGGAGACGAAGAAGAUGGGGAACACACAGGGAGGUCGGAGAGGCCAGGUGAAGCGCAGACAGGCGAAGAGGCGGGCAAAUGGAAAGCUACACAGUGUCAUGCCUCCGGCAAUGAACGACUUCAGCAGCUCUACCAGGCUCAUUUUUUCUUCCUUUUCUUCUUCGAGCGCAUAGCAAAAGCUGCUCUGCCCUCCCUGCUUCUGUCAUCUUCUUCGUCUGUCUCUGCGCCUGCGUUCUCGUCUUCUUUCGCGGCGGUUUCUGCCUCUUCUCCCGCGAGACCGGAACCGGAUUGCUCGGAUGAAGAACGAAAGAGGAAGGCGACAGAAGUACAAGAAGGCAGGGAGAAAGGACCUGCCGCUGCGGUGCCUUCAACACAUGCAGGUCUCGUCAGGGUCUCGCCUGUGAGAGUCGACCGAGAAGGCAGAGGAGGUGCGAGAGGCGAUGGUCGAGACGCGGAGACAGACAUGAACGAAUGCGGAGUAGAGAGAGCGAGAGACUCAGAGGUGGACGAAGCGGAAGGACCGAGCUCCGUUCCUUAUUCAUUCACGCACCACGAGGCAGUCUCAGUGCUCAUGGCCUUCGCUUCUGCAUUGCGAUGCCUGAAACGCGAAGAAAAAGGGAGAGGAAGCACCUGGCUGCAUGCUUCGCCACACUCUGGCGCCGUCUCGCCUCGGACUCACCCGUCUCCCUUCUCUCCCUCUCCGUCGUCUUCCUCGCCUUUCCUCUCUCUCGUUUCUUCGUCGCCUCGCAUCCAAACGUCCUCUGAGCGGCUCCCUGGCAGUCACGACGCCUCCAUUCCUUUCUCUUCUCUCCUUGUCCCCAUUCCUUCUCCCUUUCCCGCUGCUCCGUCGUCACCCUCGUCUCCUCAUUCUCCGGCCUCUUCUCCUUCGUUAUCUUCUCCUCCUCCUUCUUCUUCUCCUUCUUCUUCUUCUUCUCUUCCUUCUUCUUCUCCUUCUUCGUCUCCUCAUUCUGCUUCUGCUUCGCGGUGGGUGUCGGCGGGCGGUGGCGCGACGAUGGAGAAGGUCGGUAAUCCUCAUCUGGCGAGGCGAAAGACAUUUGUGGCGGUCCCUCUAGACUUCUCAGAGUGGUGCUCGCCUCGAAAGGAAAGGCGUUCUCGAUCCCAGCCGUCUGCUCGGUCUGGUUUCCGCGCGCUGCCGCAUCUGAAUGCAGCUGUCUGUCUCCUCUCCUCUCAGCUUCUCCCGCACGUGAAGAGCCUCUCGCCAGCGACCGCUCUAGGGCUGUACCUGCAGCUGAGUCGGACUCCGUUCGACGCAGCGGCGGCCUACAGGACUCUGGAGACGGCGCCUUUCCUCGCAGAAAUGAAGGGGUGGUCUGUUUCCUCGCUGCCUCCGCUCUCUGCGCAUCCAUCCGUUUCCCUCGCGCUACUUCGGCGUCUCGUGGAGCAGCCGUCGGGCCUUUUGCGCGACCUUCCCGGCGAUGUUAUUCCUUCCUUCAUGCUCUCCGUCGCCAAGUGCAUGCCGCAGCUGAACGCGGCUUGUCCUCUCUCUGCGCCUCUCUUUCUCCAGGAUUCUGCACUUCCAGCUCCUCCUUCGCAUUCGCUCCAGCCGUUUCCUCUGCGUUUCCAGGCGCCUGCUUCGCCUCGCGACCUCCCGGCGCAUCCGCAGUCGACAGGAGGUGCUCCAUUGCCUCUCUCGACGUCGGAAGGUGACGGGGAAACACCGCGCCUGGCGCGUGCAGUCGCUUCUCUUCUGCCCGUGCUCGCGCGCCGUCUCGCCUUCGAGCAGCUUCAGGCGGCCUCUGGCGGGCCUCCCAGGAGAGUCCGCGGAUCGCAGCAACUCUCUCCACCCGCGAGCGCCGACGCCCUCACGGCCCUCGCAGACGCCCAAGCUGGCGGCAAAGGCGAGGUGCGGCGUGCGUCUCUCUCUCUCUUUCGCGCCGCCCUGGCGAGUCUGUGGAGAAAAACAAGUCGGCGGAAGGAGAGCGGAGACCACGACGCAGACGGGGAAGCAGCGACGCUGCGUGAGCAGAGACUCCCGAGGCGAACGCGAAACGAGGAGUUGGGCAACAGCGCCACGCGAAGGCCGCCGUCGAUUGCUCCCUGUGCUGCGGUGUCUCGACAGCUGGGAGUAGAGGACGUCAUUUCUCUUAGUCGCAUCGCGCAUGCCGCAUUGAAACUUGGACUGCUGGAGACGUAUCAGGCCGGCGGGAGGGGUGUCCAGGUCUCGCGUAAUUUUGGUGCCUCCGAAGACGAAAGAAGGAACGCAGAAGGUGGAGACUCCGAGGCGAGAGAGGGGCCGAGAGGCAACGCAAAGGUGGCGGACGAACACGAGGAGAGAGAUAGCGAAGAGCACCUCACUGAGGCUGAAGUGGACCAGAUGACGCAGCUGCUCGCCGCCAACAUCCGAGCUUUCUCGUUUCGUCAGCUUCAGUAUCUCUCGCCUGCGCUGCUCUGUUCGCCAGCCUUUGUGCUCCCGGCGUCGACCAGUCGUCUGCCGGAGCGGAGUUGUCGACAGGAGCCCGGCGUCGCGCUCCGCUUCGCGGGUCUCCCACUCGCCUUUCAUUGCCUCGCCGAAGCUCUGCGGCGGUUCUCAGCGGAAAGGGAGAGAGGAAAUGGACGCGCUUCGAGACCAAACAGCAGCCGAGACGAAUGGGGAUGCAGACAGCUGCUGACUGGCCUCCUGGCAGCCAAUCUCGCCUGCUAUUCUUUCCCCUUCGCGCCUCGGGCCUCUCUCGGGUCCAGCGAGGCGCCUUCUGAGGCCGCGCGAACCGAACGAGGCGGCCAGUCUGCCGACUCGACAGAUCUGGGAGUGCCCCAAACCCCCGGCUUGCUCGCAUUCCUCCCGCUGCAGAGUCUGAGAACUGCACGCUGUCUCGUCCAUGCGGCCUCCCGCCCACAGCGGCAACACACCGCAGGCACACGGAUCUCAGCUCUGCAGGAAGAUGUGCUGCGCGUUCUCGUGAGCACGCUGCGCCCGGAGACACCGGACGCAUCCAACGGAGCUUCUGCGACUUUCCCUCGCGACGGAACAAAUCCAGAGCCUUUGGAGGCCACCCCAGUACCUGACAGGUCGCACCAACUCGAGGUCGAGAGGUCCGCCGUCCCGGAAGGCGACAGGCGAUUCGAGUUCCGUUUCGAGGUAGUUGAAGCUGUUGUGGGUCCCUACACAGUGGACUGCAUUCUGACCCCGCGGAACGGACGCGAUGGAUCGCCGACUUCGUGUCGACAAACAAGUUCCUCUCCAUAAACCCCUAGAAUUUGCACGUGGCAUCUCUCCGGAAUCUGCUUACCAGUUCCGAACACUGCCGACUCCGUCCUGGGUGUGGCGGCUGCACAAGGUGCUGCUGCUUAGAGACAUGUGGAUAGUUAACGUAUUUUGGUGGGUUGUGCAGGCUUUUAUGGCUGUACAGGAAAUGCUGCGGUUGGCAAGGUGCAGGUACUGGCUGGGUUGGAUGGGAAAGAGGUGCUGGCCUUCUGGAAGAGUGCCAACUUCACGCCUAGUCGCGAGUGCACUGUCGACG
Molecule: messenger RNA, 4713 nt
Organism: Toxoplasma gondii ME49
Lineage: Eukaryota; Apicomplexa; Conoidasida; Eucoccidiorida; Sarcocystidae
Exons: 8
Coding region: 267-4439 (1390 amino acids)
Biological process (GO): nuclear membrane organization
Cellular component (GO): nuclear envelope
Source: RefSeq, a predicted model, not a curated record